UAGGGGGAAUUAUUUCUGUGACGAUCGACGGGGGAGUGAAGUCGAAUUGCACAGUUCCGUUACACAAUUUUAUACAGAAGCAUCUAAUUCAUAUACCGUCUUUGGUGAAGAAUCAUCUCCGUUGUUGUUAUGUGCUUGAUAUUUGGGCUGUAGCAGACCUAAGCCAAAUAUGUUUUGCAGGAGGUGGUAGGUCAGGCAGAAAACACGAGUGUCUAUUCCGCCCCCUGCUGGUUUCCAUGGGCAGUGUGCUGGCCUUGUCUUCUCGCCCAGGGCGUCAGAACUCACCUUUCCCCCAGGACAGGCCCCACUCCCGAUGGGAUAGGAGGGAUGGUCGCCUUCCAAACCCCGGGAGCUUUGACGAGCUGCACCGUAAAUGUAAAGAUGUCUUUCCACAGCAGACAGAAGGAGUCAAACUAAUUGUGAACAAGACUCUCAGUAGUUUCUUUAAGGUCAGCCACACUUUUCAUCUAAGUGCCGUGGCACCAUCAAAUUAUCGCUUCCAUGUCUCUUACCUGCAGUCGGACACUGACAGUAAAGAAGUGGACUCCCCCAUGCUGAUUGGUGAAAUGGAUUCCUCGGGCAGUUUGAACGCACACUCCUUGUUUCACCUGAGUGAACGAAUCAGAGCCAAGGCUGUCUUCCAGACUCAGCAGUCCCAGUUUGUGACCUGGCAGUUCGAGACAGAGUACAGAGGGCGGGACUUCACUGCGGCCGUCACUCUGGCAAAUCCGGACAUCCUCAGAGAAUCUGUGAUCAUGGUGGCACACUUCCUGCAGAGUGUGUCCUCACAGCUGGUCCUGGGAGGGGAGCUGGUAUACCACCGCGGUCGUUCUGAAGAAGGUGGCAUUCUCACACUGGCUGGCCAGUAUUCAGGGCCAAACUGGGUGGCAACACUGAAUGCAGGUAAAGGAGGUGCACAUGCCAGCUACUACCACCGAGCCAAUAAACAGAUUCAGGUGGGGGUGGAAUUUGAGGCGAGCACCAGAACUCAGGAGACCACGUUCUCCUUUGGCUACCAGAUGGAUCUUCCUGAAGCCAACAUGGUCUUCAGAGGGAUGCUGGACAGCCGGUGCAUCAUCGGCGGCGUCCUGGAGAAGCGGCUGUCCCCACUGCCCGCCACCUUAAUCAUGGGAGCCUUCGUUAAUCACCGUGGAGACAAGCUGCAGUGCGGGCUGGGGGUGAACGUCGGGUAGGCCGUCGCGGCACGGGAGGGCAGGAGAGGGGCCAAGCCUCUGUGAGACUCAGGCCAGCGCCAAUGUGUACUCUAAGACUGGUGAAAAAAACGCCCGGUGCCUCCCUCCCUAGAGGGCCAGUGUAAUGGAGCCCCACAGCCUCUCCCUGGGGCUCUUCCUAGAUGCCCCUCAGUGUGCUCCCUGCUGUCCCUAACCCCCAUAACUACCAGGGAGGCUGUCUAUGGUCUGCAGGCAGGGCAGGGUGGGGGGGAUGGAGAUGUGGUAUGGCUCUGUCUGGCGAUAAUGGGCCUUCUCUAAUGGCGAGCUAUAGACUGUGCCUGCUAUCCAGCCCAAUUUCUUAAGUAGACCUUUGCAAGGUGCCCUCUGUGUUGGACACUGCAGGGUAAUGCACAUCCAAAGGACACAGCGCAUCCAGGCUUUCAGCCAGGGACCAAUCAGGAGAACCCCUUUGAGCUGUCACUCCGCCACCCUGUGCCCCACCACAUCCCCGCACUUCUAUGUACAUGAAGCGGAGCUUUGUAGCCAUUUCAUUCGUUUUUUUUCCUAUGUUUAUAGUAAGCCAGUGUGAAUUCCCGAUCCCCGCCCCUAUUGUUCCUUGAGUUGGACCGUGAAGUGCACAUGGUCCUCUAAAAGUUAAGAGGCUGACCCUAGGACGAAUUCCUCGCAAUUCAUGCAGAACCCAUGCAAAUUGUUGUUUGAGUUGGACCGUGAAGUGCACAUGGUCCUCUGAAAGUUAAAAGGUGGACCCUAGGACGAAUUCCCCGCAGUUCAUGCAGAAUCCAUGCAAAUUGUUGUAAGGAUGUAUGUGCCUAACAAAGUAGGUAUUUUAAAUGGUUCCAGCUUCUUGUGUUUACUUCAAUACGUAUUGUGUGAAAGAGCAUUGAAAGGGGUUUCAGGUAACCUAUAGGGUUUGGUGUAACUUUAGCUUCAAGGAAACACGAGAGUGUUUAUUCGUGUGGUUAUGUGUUCCUGAGGGUAAACAACCAUCUAGCCUCUCUAUCAAUCUGAAAUGGAUUGUUGUGUUAUGGUCCCACCCACCUAUUUGCUAAGGCCUACAGCAAAUUUGUGGUUUACACCCUGCUGCUUUUUUUUUUGCUUUUGUAAUUUACCAGAACUUCUAUUAUUUUCCAGGCCAUGUGGGGAAAUGUUUUUGAAAAUGUCUGGCUGUAGAAUAGGAUAAAUUAGUGCAAUAAUUAUUUAUGAUGUCAGGUUGCCAGACCUUGCAUAUAAAGGAUCAACAGGGAUCAAAUAAGCACUGGAUAUGUUUUAGCUCAAUAAGACUUGACAAUUUAAUUAGUACCAUGUUUGUAAUGGGCUAUUGAGUGUGGAAAAGCGAGGGGGGGCAGUUGUUGGUGACUCCUGGAUCUGUUCAGCAUCCCAGCUUUAUCAUCCACAUUGAUUGUUUGUAAACCUGCGUACACUGUGUCCGAGUGCAAUUUGGCAUGACUGGCAAAACCCUCAACUGGUAUCUGACAAUGUAAUACGUCAUGGUAUUGUCCUCCAGAAUACGUACAUUUCAAGUUGAUUGCAUGUUAAAGCGACAUCUUAAAUGAUAAUGAGGUUUUCAAGUAGCGAAUCCAGCUGAGGCGGUUUCAGUGACUGGGUAUGAAUUUGAGUGAACCUGUGCCAGGACUGUCAUGGGGCAGCGUGUGAUUUGCCGUGUCAUUGCUCAGAGAGGGUUCCCUUUGGCUCCGCACUUCUCACAUUAUUACUCGGCUUCUGCUUGAUUGGAUGCCGCUUGCUGCACUCAUGUCAGUGACAAGAUAGGUCCUCGGUGCCAGUUUAAGGGAUUAGGGAGAAAAGAAAAAUGGGAAUAAAAAGUUGCUUAUGGUAACAUGGAAAUUUGAAUGCAUAAGCACCAGUUGUGUUUCUGAGAACGGACUCAUUGCUGCAUUUGCAACUUAUUUUGGCUUAUGUUGCUCAUUCUGGAAACAAAAACAUUAAGUUAAGUACAGUUUAGCCCAUCGGUUUAUUUAUGUAUUUUACUUUAAAAAUAUUACAGUGUAAAACUACAUUUUGAGGUACUCCAUACAUACAAGAUAUCUAAUAUAAUCCCACUAACCAGUAUACAGUAUAUUCAAUUUAUUUUAAAUCAGACUUAUUGGUACAUAGCCUAUGUUUAUUGUUUGAAGUCAACAUGUUUUGGUUCUCCCGCAAUAAAAAGGCGGUUUUAGUGUGAUUUACAAACAAGUGGUAUGUAUAUAUAUAUAUAUAUAUAUAUAUAUAUAUAUAUGGCCGGUCUUUGAAGUGGUCUAUUCAUCAACUAAUCAAAUCAAUCGAUUGCAUAAUGACCGUUCAUACGAAAGGAACACCACAUUGGUAGAGUUUUAAUUACUUAAAAAGACUAGAACCUAAUCAAUUAUUCCUACAGGCUUUUAGGUAAAUACUGUAAAAAAAAAAAACAAAUAAAAAUACCCAUAACAAUAGUUGUCAACAGAAUCAUGAAACUUAAUAGAUUACAUAAUGAUAUAUUAGCAAAGCAAAUUUAUCAGGAAAAUUAGGAAAGUGGUGUUGUGUUCUAUUUAUUCAUGCCUGUGUGAUGCUUUAAUAUUUAAACCUGCCAUUCGGUCUAAUGUUAUUGUUCCACAUUCCCCCAACCAACGACCAUUUUGCUCUACCAGCCACGCAGUACUACAACAGAGCUUGCGCUGUAGGGAAGAGAGACAUACCUCUCGCUGAUGUCAGCCGGUCCCCUGUGAGGGUCUGGUGCAUCGGUGGGAGCAGCAGAACACAGUGCUGCGGUGCUAAUGUGAGGAAGCAUACCAAACCGAAGCCCUACCGAACCUGGCAUGUCUCAGCGCUUGUGGCGAGCUCCAUUGCUGACUGAACCCUUCUUGAGAAAGGCGGACCGAUUCAGUACACGAAGAUUGAAUCCCUGUAAACACAUUUUAAAUGGUUGAGUCACCCCCCCCCCCCCCAUCCAAAUAAAUUUUAUUAUUAAUUUUAAGACACCUUAAGUUUCAGUUGGUUGUCUGGAUGGAUGUUUAGUGGGCCAGUUUUCAGCAUUUGCACCACAACUUGAAUGUGUGGCCACACUUAAGGUUUAACUAAUGAUUUGUGAUGGACGUGUAAAUAUUUUAAACUAAUAAAUGAAAGUUAUUUAUUUGGA
Anguilla rostrata (American eel) is the source of this 4302-nucleotide messenger RNA. RefSeq lists its product as uncharacterized. Gene Ontology annotation, cellular component: mitochondrial outer membrane translocase complex; mitochondrial outer membrane. Gene Ontology annotation, molecular function: transmembrane protein transporter activity. The coding region runs from base 237 to 1193 and encodes 318 amino acids. The record is from RefSeq and is a predicted model, not a curated record. Gene Ontology annotation, biological process: protein import into mitochondrial matrix. The transcript is spliced from 10 exons. Lineage: Eukaryota; Metazoa; Chordata; Actinopteri; Anguilliformes; Anguillidae.